Messenger RNA from Rhipicephalus sanguineus (brown dog tick), 783 nucleotides. Its product is annotated as cholinesterase 1. Gene Ontology annotation, cellular component: plasma membrane. NCBI's taxonomy places the organism in Eukaryota, Metazoa, Arthropoda, Arachnida, Ixodida, Ixodidae. The record is from RefSeq and is a predicted model, not a curated record. The coding region runs from base 1 to 783 and encodes 260 amino acids. Gene Ontology annotation, biological process: choline metabolic process; acetylcholine catabolic process. Gene Ontology annotation, molecular function: acetylcholinesterase activity. The transcript is spliced from 3 exons.
AUGAGGCCUGGCUCCUGCCGUUGCGGCAGCUGCCGAACCCGACCCGUGGUGGUGGUGUUGCAUGGAGGCCGCUUCCAGUUUGGCGGCGGGGGCACGUACGCCUUCUACGGGGGCCGUCAAGCAGCUGCACUAUGGGACGCCGUCGUGGUCGUGCCUGCGUACAGGGUGGGCGCCUUCGGUUUCCUCAACAUGCUCGUGCACGAAGCGCCCGGCAACGUCGGCCUGCUCGACCAGGCGCUUGCCAUCCGAUGGGUGCACAGGUAUAUCCACCAUUUCGGCGGCGACAACCAACGCAUCACAUUGCUGGGCCAGGAUGCUGGCGCCACGUCCAUCGGCUACCACCUGGCACGCAACGACACGCCGCCUAUACAACGCGCCAUACUAAUGAGCGGCUCGCCUUUCGUGCCGCAGCCCGACAAUGCGGGUCAGCGUGCCCUGCUGAACGGCCACGCAUUGGCCGACGUGCUCGGCUGCGGCAGCAGGCGAAGCCUGCAGGACGCCUCGCAGCGACAACGGGUCGUGGAGUGCCUGAGGAAGCGCAGCGCAUACGCCACGGUGUUGGCCGCCGACGAGCUGGCCACCAGCAGCGACACUGUCGUAUUCGGUCCAAGCAAGAACCGCGACUUUCCGUGGAAGUUGGCGGGCGCAGUGCUCUCCAAGGCGAUGCUGCAGCGCGUCGACUUCCUAGUGGGCGUCUCCAAGGACGAAGGCACGUCGCACGUGUCCGAAUUGAUGCAGGCGUUCGGCUUAUCUGCCGACCAAACCCUGACACCCAGAAGGUAA